Messenger RNA from Caenorhabditis briggsae, 801 nucleotides. Bases 1 to 801 code for a protein of 266 amino acids. The transcript is spliced from 5 exons. The record is from RefSeq and is a predicted model, not a curated record. NCBI's taxonomy places the organism in Eukaryota, Metazoa, Nematoda, Chromadorea, Rhabditida, Rhabditidae.
AUGAAAUCUCGUCUUUUUGUAAAACAAGUCCUCCCAGUCAAUUUUUCAGAAAAUUAUGCACUAUUCUUAUCAAUUCUGGUAAUACUGAUUUCAACUGGAAUUGCUGCUCAAUCGACUAACUCUACAGUAUUCAGUGUUCGAUAUUCAAAAAUUCUGAACAGAAACUUCUACAUUGAAAUCAUCAUGGUGUUAUUCUAUUUACACUUCUUUCCUGUACUCUUAACCAUUUUUUUUGCCGCUAUAAUCCAUCAUUAUAAAAUGGAACCGAUGAAAAAUGAGUUGAAGACAAAAAGAAAAGAAAUCAAGGAAGCAAUUGAGAAAAUCAAUGAAGCAGUAAAUGGGAAACCUGUGAUGAAGAAUGGUAUAAAGGAUAGUCUAGAAGAGGAAUUUGAUUGUAUCGAGGGUCCGAUAGGAAUGGAUCUUGAGGCGACUACGGCUGAAAAGAUUACGCCCAAGAAUUCAACGCCAGCAGCAGCAGCUUCAAAAAUGGCUCCAAGAAAAGUUCCAGAAAUUUCUCCCGUCGAUUACAAGUACAAGAAUAAUGGUCCGAUAAAAUUCCAAACUCAAAACACCAGAUAUUUUCAUAUAAGUCUUCAAAAUUUUGAAAAUCCUAAGCUUUGGAUAAACGCUAAAUUUCAGUUGGAACCUGAUCAGAAAGCAUGCAAAGAAGUGAACAUUGAAAAAGUGAAAUGGGAUGAGGGACCAAUCGAAUUCUAUGAAACUGGAUUGGAUGUGGAUAAGACUGAGAUCCAUACUCCAAAAGUUCUCAGUUCAUCUAAACUCACUGCUUCCGCCAAAUAA